Molecule: messenger RNA, 832 nt
Organism: Rhagoletis pomonella (apple maggot)
Lineage: Eukaryota; Metazoa; Arthropoda; Insecta; Diptera; Tephritidae
Gene: Osi15
Exons: 3
Coding region: 1-654 (217 amino acids)
Source: RefSeq, a predicted model, not a curated record
AUGUGUUCGAAAUUCGUUUGUGCCGUACUCGUCGCUUCCUUCAUCUGCAGCGCUGCCGCCUUGCCCUCACAGCAACAGUUGGACAACAGCGAAAAGGAUAUUAUUGAUUUGAUCAACAGAGUCGACAGCACCGAAACGCUGCCACUUUUUGCUGGCUUGCGCGUUGAACGUACAGAAACUGGUCGUUCUUUUGGCGCCUCCGCAAAAAGCAUCGAAUCAGUCGACGAACGCGUCGAACGUUAUCUGGCCACACACGAACUGAACUUCGGUCUGCCCAAUGAUGAGGAUGAGGAGACGGAGAACGAAUACGCCGCACGCGCCAUGGAGGAAUCCCGCAGCAAGAAAAUGAAGAAGAUGCUCCUGCCGCUGCUCCUGAUCCUGAAGCUGAAGAAGGCUGUGCUCUGCAAGGUUGCUUUCAGCAUCAUCAAAUUCAUCUCGCUCAAGAGUUUGGCCAUCUCUAUUUUGGCUCUGAUCCUUGCUGGUGCCACAUUCUUCAAGGACUUGUUGGGCAAGAAGAAGGAACACAUCACCACCGCCUACAUCACCGGCAGCCCACUAAACGCCGAGAUCGUGCACUCCGACUGGAAUCGCAACGGCCAGGCUGCUGCCUCUGACUUAGCCUACAACCAAUACGGUUUGGCUCAACCUUUCUAAAUGUUGACAAAUGUGAAGCAAGCUAUUUGAUAAAGGCACAAUCCCAAGCCACUAGAAUAUUUCUAGCUAUAAUAUUUUCGAAUCUUCCUAUCCCUCUAUCGUCUUCCUCUAUCCUUUCUAUUUAAGUUAAUGCAAUGAAAGUUGAUCACUUUUACAUCAAUGCUAUAAUUUUCCAAUG